Sinocyclocheilus grahami is the source of this 987-nucleotide messenger RNA. RefSeq lists its product as uncharacterized. Gene Ontology annotation, biological process: interstrand cross-link repair. The transcript has 6 exons. The coding region runs from base 232 to 987 and encodes 251 amino acids. NCBI's taxonomy places the organism in Eukaryota, Metazoa, Chordata, Actinopteri, Cypriniformes, Cyprinidae. The record is from RefSeq and is a predicted model, not a curated record. Gene Ontology annotation, molecular function: chromatin binding. Gene Ontology annotation, cellular component: Fanconi anaemia nuclear complex.
CGCGAUAUUUGCUGGUUAACUCAGGCGCGAGAUUUGACGAGACUUGUGUGUUUUGUGAAACCGGGAAGUGGGCGAUUGCUGAAGAUAAAUAAAAUACUAAUAAAGGCUAUUUGCUGUCGUGUUUAUUAGCGUUCAUUAUGUAACGAAUCCGUUGUAACUCUACGGCGACCCCAAGCGAGAAGAAGGGACGUUAUUGUUGGAGCGCACGGAUGUUGUUUACACUCGGUGUUGAUGGUUAUGGAGGGUAACGUUAAACCGGCGACGCUCCUGCACGCGGCUCCUCCGUACGGACACAUACUCACUCACGAGAGGUGGAGGCGCUCGACGCUCGCGCAGACUCUCAAAGGGAGUGUGAAGACGAUCUUUGAGGAGGAGCUGGGUGUCGUGGACUUCUAUCUCAGUAAUAAAACCUGUGUCCUUUAUGUGUCAGAAAGCGACUUGGUGGCAGGGAACAGCUACAGGAGGAAUAUUGUCCGGUUUAGAAAUGCUAACAGCGGUCUGCAGGCUAUUGUGAUUGUGGAAAAGACUCCCCUGAGCGAGCAGUACUUCAGCGGAUUGCAGAAGUUUGUGGUUUUGGAGCUUGGUUUGACUCUGCUGCCUGUGUCCACCGCUCCUGAAGCAGCUCAGCUCAUAGCACAGCUGGUGAGGAGUGUGAAGACGAUCUUUGAGGAGGAGCUGGGUGUCGUGGACUUCUAUCUCAGUAAUAAAACCUGUGUCCUUUAUGUGUCAGAAAGCGACUUGGUGGCAGGGAACAGCUACAGGAGGAAUAUUGUCCGGUUUAGAAAUGCUAACAGCGGUCUGCAGGCUAUUGUGAUUGUGGAAAAGACUCCCCUGAGCGAGCAGUACUUCAGCGGAUUGCAGAAGUUUGUGGUUUUGGAGCUUGGUUUGACUCUGCUGCCUGUGUCCACCGCUCCUGAAGCAGCUCAGCUCAUAGCACAGCUGCUGACAGAAGUGGCACCUGCUGUGGUCUUCUGCUUCAAGGUUUGA